This is a messenger RNA of Triplophysa dalaica, 1475 nucleotides long. Its product is annotated as H-2 class II histocompatibility antigen, A-U alpha chain-like. The coding region runs from base 63 to 770 and encodes 235 amino acids. Gene Ontology annotation, cellular component: MHC class II protein complex; membrane. Lineage: Eukaryota; Metazoa; Chordata; Actinopteri; Cypriniformes; Nemacheilidae. The record is from RefSeq and is a predicted model, not a curated record. Gene Ontology annotation, molecular function: MHC class II protein complex binding. The transcript has 4 exons. Gene Ontology annotation, biological process: peptide antigen assembly with MHC class II protein complex; immunoglobulin production involved in immunoglobulin-mediated immune response; antigen processing and presentation of exogenous peptide antigen via MHC class II.
GUUAAUGUUCACACUAGUAAAAGAUAGACUUUUUAGCAUUUGUUCACAUAACUCUGAGAAAGAUGGAGCUGCAUGUGUUCAUUCUCAUGCUUCUUGUGCAUGUUUCAACUGAGGUUAAUGUUGUACAUGAUGAUUUUUAUUUCAAUGGAUGCUCUGAUACAGAGAAAGAGGACAUGUAUGGAUUUGAUGGAGAGGAAAUCUACCAUGCAGACUUUAAUAAAAAAGAAGGAGUUGUGACAGUGCCUGACUUUGCAGAUCCCAUCAGCUUUCCUGGAUUUUAUGAGCAGGCUUUAGUAAACCAAGAAAUUGAUAAACAAAACCUGGCCAUCUGCAUUAAAGCUUACAAAAAUCCUCGUGAGGAAAUGGACAAACCUCAGUCUUCCAUCUAUCCUGAGAAUGAUGUCCUACUUGGUGUUGAGAAUGUCCUCAUCUGUCAUGUGACUGGACUCUUCCCUCCACCUGUCAGAGUGUCAUGGUCUAAGAAUAAUGUCAAAGGAACAGAUGGCAUGAGACUAAGUCAGUACCGCAGAAACAAUGAUGGCACAUUCAACAUCUACUCUUCUCUGAGAUUCACACCUCAAGAGGGAGACAUUUACAGCUGCACUGUGAACCACAAAGCUCUCGAUCAGCCUCAGACCAAAACAUGGAAUGUUAAUAUCGCUCAGCCCAGUGUUGGUCCAGAUGUGUUUUGUGGAGUGGGUUUGACUCUGGGGCUGCUGGGAGUCGCUGCUGGAACCUUCUUCCUCAUUAAAGGAAACAACUGUAACUGACAAGGAGGCAAAUUUGAAAAAUUAUUUGUAAUCAUAUUGUAGAUAAAAGUCUUAUCACUUGCCAAUGGUGGAUUUUAAAUACAGUUCUGUUUGUAAUUUGUCAUUGUAAAUAUUAUGCAUAAAGUAAUCGAUAGAUGCAUAGCUGAAUUAACCAUCAUAAAUUAUGUGACAGGUACAGCACUAACAUUGCUCCAUAAAACUCAAUUGUUUAAGAAUGCUGCAAUCCACCAACAGUUUGGCUUCCCAUAACACAAUCCAUGCUUCCAUCUCCAAAUGUCAUGAAAUGGUAGUUGAUCUUUUGCUUAUGUCAGAUUUUCAAGUUAUUAUGAAUAUUCUCUAGAAAAUAUACUUUAAAAAUGAAUUUUAACUGUUUAGACUUAUUUUUCUGGAUUAAUCCCAAAACGUUUUGAUUGUUAAUUUCUUUAGGAUUAAAUCACUUCCUGUUUCUUGUUGUAAUCCUUUGUUGUCAUCUAUUCAUUUACAGUCUUAUAUAUUUUGUAACAGACACAGCAAUAAAAGAAAGGCAAAUAAAGUUGAACGAAGGGGUGUGCGCAGGUGUAGGGCAGAACACUAAAGAACUAAAGGAACAGAGAAGACGCAAUGCAGCAGAUUUAUCCCAUGGCCAUGUUUUGUAUUUUUAAUGUCAAGAUACUUUUGAAAUGUAUCUUCUGUAUAAAAAAGUAAAACCUUUUCUGCUAUACUUGA